CUGGUGAAGCUUUGUAUUGCAAUGAUUGAUACCGGGAAAGCAUUCUGUACAGCCAACAAGCAGUUCAUGAAUGGAAUUCGAGACCUUGCACAGUAUUCCUGUAAAGAUGCAUUGGUUGAGACCAGCUUGACGAAGUUCUCUGAUACCUUACAGGAAAUGAUCAAUUAUCACAAUAUCCUGUUUGACCAAACCCAAAGAUCAAUUAAAGCACAGCUUCAGACUUUCGUUAAAGAAGAUAUUAGGAAAUUUAAAGAUGCUAAGAAACAGUUUGAAAAAGUUAGUGAAGAAAAAGAGAAUGCUUUAGUGAAAAAUGCGCAAGUUCAAAGGAAUAAGCAACACGAAGUAGAGGAAGCAACCAAUAUUUUGACUGCAACACGGAAAUGUUUUCGACACAUAGCUCUGGAUUAUGUUCUUCAGAUCAAUGUUCUUCAGUCUAAAAGAAGAGCAGAAAUCUUGAAAUCGAUGUUAUCAUUUAUGUAUGCCCAUCUGGCUUUUUUCCAUCAAGGCUAUGAUCUUUUUAGUGAACUUGAGCCUUACAUGAAAGAUCUUGGUGCACAGCUGGAUCAGUUGGCUGUAGAUGCUGCAAAGGAGAAGAGAGAUAUGGAGCAAAAGCACUCCACUAUUCAACAAAAGGAUUAUUCCAGUGAUGAUACUAAACUAGAAUACAACGUAGAUGCAGCCAGUGGUAUUGUUAUGGAAGGCUAUCUAUUUAAGCGAGCCAGCAAUGCCUUCAAGACUUGGAACAGGCGCUGGUUCUCAAUACAAAAUAACCAACUUGUGUACCAGAAGAAAUUUAAGGAUAAUCCCACAGUAGUUGUUGAAGACUUGCGGCUUUGCACAGUUAAGCACUGUGAAGACAUAGAAAGACGUUUCUGUUUUGAGGUGGUUUCUCCAACAAAAAGCUGCAUGCUUCAGGCUGACUCAGAAAAGCUGCGGCAGGCAUGGAUUAAAGCUGUUCAGACCAGUAUUGCUACAGCAUAUAGAGAGAAAGGGGAUGAAUCUGAGAAACAGGAAAAGAAAUCAUCCCCUUCUGCUGGAAGCCUAGAAUCUGGGAGUGAGACAAAAGAGAAGUUGUUAAAGGGAGAAAGUGCUCUGCAGCGAGUUCAGUGUAUUCCUGGUAAUGCUGCCUGCUGUGAUUGUGGUUUGGCAGAUCCUCGCUGGGCCAGUAUCAACUUAGGAAUCACCCUGUGCAUUGAGUGCUCUGGGAUACACAGGAGCUUGGGAGUCCACUUCUCAAAAGUAAGAUCUUUAACACUGGAUUCAUGGGAACCUGAACUUCUAAAGGUAUGACAGUUUUGAAAUGA
Molecule: messenger RNA, 1304 nt
Organism: Nestor notabilis (Kea)
Lineage: Eukaryota; Metazoa; Chordata; Aves; Psittaciformes; Psittacidae
Gene: ACAP2
Product: ArfGAP with coiled-coil, ankyrin repeat and PH domains 2
Exons: 13
Cellular component (GO): endosome membrane; cytoplasm
Molecular function (GO): GTPase activator activity; protein binding
Source: RefSeq, a predicted model, not a curated record